GGGAGGUUCAUGCCUUGACUCUGUGCGUUCUACAUUUGGUGCAGGCAGGCGCCGCUCCAGGAUCGGCCAUUGUUUAGCCUCGUUGACUUUUGUCGAUGUUGUGGGAAGCCUCGUCGCGAUACGGAGUCAGGCCGGAGCUUCUGCCGACGGUGACGUUGGACCGCUGCAUACUACCACAGUUUUUCUCUUCGCUCACAUACCGGGGUCAAAGGGGUGAAGACGACUUUCUUAGGCCGAGUGUGCGGCCUGCCACCGUACAAAGUCCCCAGGAAUGCCCGCCACGGAUAUGCACGCAUCUGCAUCGGAGGACAACGCUGAUAUCAACCCCACUCGAUUCGCUGGCGAUCCGAGGCCUUUAGCAAGUCAAACAUCAUAUGUUUACGACGGAACAAGAUAUUCGUGUAUUGAGCAGUGCACAACACGAAAGACGCGCUGCGGAAACUUGAUCAAAAUCCAUUGCAACCAUGAUCGCCAAAUCUCUAAGCUCGGCGUACGCCAACCUUCAUACCAAUGCAGAGCGUAUGAAUGAUACCCUGCAGCACUCUUGUCAAUGGGGUAGUACCGAGGAUGGAGGAAUGAACCGACUUUCUGGCAACGACGACGACAAGAAGGUCCGAGACUGGUUUAUCGCCGAAACGGCAAAAUAUGGAUGCAGCCACAAGAUCGAUGUAAUGGGCAACAUCUUCGCCAUUCGUCCGGGGCAAAAUAACGACCUCGCCCCCAUCGGUCUGGGAUCACAUCUCGACACACAGCCUACCGGUGGAAAGUACGACGGCAUUUUGGGAGUUUGUUGUGCCAUCGAGACGCUCAAAGUGAUUCACGAGAACAACAUCACCACCUACGCUCCGCUGGCUGUGAUAAACUGGACCGACGAGGAAGGAGCGCGAUUCAAGCCCGCCAUGUUGGGUUCUGGCGUCUGGGGAGGCGUGUACAGCACCGAAUAUGCUCAUAAUCAAGCCGAUCUGGACGGCGUCACUAUGAAGCGGGAGCUCGAACGUAUUGGGUAUGUGGGCGAUGUCCCUUGCUCGUACGAAGCCAACCCUUUACUAGCACACUUCGAAGUCCAUAUCGAACAAGGCCCGAUCCUGGACGAAGCAGAGAAGCCGGUAGGACUCGUCAAGUCAGUGCAAUCCAUGAGAUGGUAUCAACUCGAUCUCAUAGGUCGCUCCGGUCACACCGGCGCUACUCCUAUGGACCGGAGAAGUGACACUCUUUUGGCUGCUGCAAAGAUGAUCGUGGCUGUCAAUGAAGUGGUGUCCAUUCCGGAUCUCGCUGCUAAGGGAGCACGUGGCACGAUUGCAGUCAUCACUUCACAACCACAGAGCACCAACACUAUCGCAGGCGAAGUGAGCAUGAAUCUGGACUUACGGUCUCCAGAAGACUCAGGGGUCGAUGAGAUUGAAAGACUGUGCAGGGAGAGAUUCGAAAAGAUCUCCAAUGAAUCCGGGGUCGCCCUGGACAUGAAGGCCUUCUGGGAAUCUCCCGCAACGUAUUUCAACGAGCCUAUGAAAGACUGCAUACGAGCUGCGGCGAAACAAUAUGAAUGCUCCCACGAAAUCGUCAGUGGAGCAGGGCAUGAUAGCGUAUAUACGGCCAAGAAGGUCCCUACAGCCAUGAUUUUCGCCCGGUGCAAAGACGGUGUCAGUCAUAAUCCCGCAGAGUACAGCCGUCCAGAAGACUGUGCGGCAGCCGCAGAGGUCAUGCUUGGAGCAUACCUGCAGUACGACGAGAUAAUUCGACGAAAACAUGAGACAGCUUGAGGCCGCGAAUGUGUAGUCAGGAACGCAUUUCCCCGAGACCAGGGUGCAUAUGCGAGACGGAUGGCAUAAGAGGCAUAAGUGGAAUACCGGCGCAACGACCUCCGUGAGCACUAAGCAGAGACCAUAAAGGGCUCCUCGUGUCUAUGUCGCUUUCUGGUCACGAUAAGUAAUUUGACCAGAAAUCAACCACCUCAUGAUGGUGUCUUGGUGACACCAGAUUUCCAG
Exophiala viscosa is the source of this 1985-nucleotide messenger RNA. RefSeq names its product putative N-carbamoyl-L-amino acid hydrolase. NCBI's taxonomy places the organism in Eukaryota, Fungi, Ascomycota, Eurotiomycetes, Chaetothyriales, Herpotrichiellaceae. The record is from RefSeq and is a predicted model, not a curated record. Bases 465 to 1760 code for a protein of 431 amino acids. The transcript is spliced from 3 exons. Gene Ontology annotation, molecular function: hydrolase activity, acting on carbon-nitrogen (but not peptide) bonds, in linear amidines.